Molecule: messenger RNA, 2071 nt
Organism: Selaginella moellendorffii
Lineage: Eukaryota; Viridiplantae; Streptophyta; Lycopodiopsida; Selaginellales; Selaginellaceae
Exons: 9
Coding region: 58-1968 (636 amino acids)
Source: RefSeq, a predicted model, not a curated record
UAUACAUUGUGUUUGAACAAAUGUGUGUGGAGGAGCCCUAAACCUAAGCUAUGAGCUAUGGCAGAUGAAGCGAGCUGGGAUUCGCGGCGUGGCAGCCGCGGCCGAGCUUCUUCCAAUCGAUCGGCAAGCUCGUCACAGCGCGCGGCAGCGCCGGAUGGUAGGGAUUUCAUCGGCAGUAUAAGGCGGAGGCAGCAGCAAGCGAGGGGUUUGUCGCGGAAAUGGGGGUCGAUCAAUCGCUACAUUCUCCAGGCGCGGCAGUGGGCCGAGCAGGAGCCGACGCUGCUGGCGCUCCAGGCCGCGCUGUUGAGAUUCGUCGACAAGCUGGUGCCAGUCAUGGCGACAAUUCGAUCGAGGGCCGGGAAGGUCGUCGAGCGGUGGUGGCCGGGAGUGGAGAGAUGGGGCAUAUUCGCUGGCAGGUUUUUCCUGAUUCUUCUCGUCGCUACGCUUGACUGUUCGCUGCGAGGGAUCAAAUCGGUCUUGCGAUUGAGCUCCGCGGCCUUGUGCCUCAUUUUUUGGUGCUCCAUUCUCAACCUCGCGGUGCUCGCAGGAUUCCUCUCCAUCGCCAUUGCCACUGUGGUCACGAUAGUCACAUCGUUUUUCCUUGGAUUAACUCCAGGUUUCAUCGUCCUGAGCUUGUAUGGAGCUUCUGUUUCGUGGAUGUAUGGGAGCUUCUGGACGACGUUCGCAGUCGUCUUAAUUGCAGGCACUCUCUACCUUUUCCAGCAGCCUGCCGCCUGGAUCAUCCUCUUGCUCUACGCGGUUUACUCGUGCAAGGUCCAUGGAGGGUGGCUUGGAGUGUUUCUCUGCUGUGGCCUGUCCUUCGUGUCCAGUGACGUGAUCGUUUACUUGGUCGCUACUGUCGAGCAGAGAAGACAAAGUGAAAAGGUACACGAUCGGUUUAGUAAAGGCAAGGCAGCUCCCAAGUCCAGUUCUCAAACUCAAAGAUUUAGCAGUGCUGCUGAAGACGAGAAUUCGCCUUCCGUAAGUGGUGCUCCUGAUGUCGACCAAACGGUGGCAGAGGAAGAGGUUGCACGAAUUCUGGGGUCCGGGGAUCACUAUGCAGUUCUUGGCUUCCAACGGUUUGAAGUUUGCGAAGAGUCCGCUCUGAAAAGAGAGUACAGGAAAAAGGCAAUGUUGGUUCAUCCUGAUAAAAACAAGGGAAACGCAAAAGCGGAAGAGUCGUUUAAGCGAUUACAAAAUGCUUAUGAGGUUCUUCUGGACACUGCGAAGAAGAAAUCUUACGACGAUGAUUUGCGCAGGGAGGAGUUAAUCAUGAACUUUCGACGAAACGGCUUUGGCUUCCAUAAGAACGGCAGGUGUGAGUCGCCAGAUUGUGGGUGUCACAAUCUCGAUCACCAAGACGAGGGAGCUGAAGCCGAGCUAGUUGACGCACGGCCUAUUGUCUGUAAGAAUUGCAAGCAGCUCCACAUGUGGACGCCUACGGACAGGAAUAAGCAACACGCGAGGUGGUGUCAAGAGUGUCAGGAAUUCCAUCCGGCCAAGGAUGGAGACGGCUGGGUAGAACAAUUUGGUCAUGCUGUCUUCUUUGGUUUGUUCCAAAAGGUGGAUGUUCCUCAAGCAUACGCUUGCGCUGGAGACAUGGUGUUCAACGUAACGGACUGGGCGAUUUGCCAGGGCAUGAAGUGUCCAGCAAACACGCACAAGCCUUCGUUCUUCGUGAGCACACAGGCAGCCAUGGGAGGAGGAGGAGGAGGAGGAUCUUCAUCGAAAAAAGGCAGGAAAGGCAACGUUGCCGAAGGAUUUCCAUUCCCCGACAUGGCGGAGACGAUGAACGAGCAAGAGUUUUACGACUGGUUCGAGAAGGCGAUGGCUUCCGGGAUGUUUGGAGGCGCGAGUUCUUCUCACGGCGAGCAGCAAAGCCAUCACCAGCAACAGCAAGCUUCCUCGUCGUCGUCCAAGCAAGGCCAUCGAAAGAAGAAGAAAGGAGGCAACAAGAAGCAGUGGUGAAGAACGCAUACGUAGAUAAAAGCUAUAUAAUCUCAGGAGUGGGAUUCGAACCCACGCACGCUCUUUGUCCCCGAUUUACCCCAGCAAAUACUUUUUUGUCACA